Messenger RNA from Olea europaea var. sylvestris, 2546 nucleotides. RefSeq names its product phosphatidylinositol/phosphatidylcholine transfer protein SFH13-like. The record is from RefSeq and is a predicted model, not a curated record. The transcript is spliced from 14 exons. Bases 447 to 2207 code for a protein of 586 amino acids. Lineage: Eukaryota; Viridiplantae; Streptophyta; Magnoliopsida; Lamiales; Oleaceae.
CAGUUGUUACCUGGAAGCAAAGGCGAAUGGAUAAAUGAACUGUUAAAAAUUUGGUUGAGUGUUUAGAGAGAAAAUAUAAUAAAACUGAAAAUAUACAUACACCUAUACACACACAGAUAUAUAUAUAUAGUUAUGUACACGUUACUUUUUGUAUUCAUAAUUUUAUAGCCGGACGGAUCUAUCAUUUUCAUUCUCUAAUUGCGAGAAUUUUCUGGAGAAAAAUUUCGAAUAAUAAUAUUAUAUUUCCCGAUUUUGUUUCUGAUACUUCAGAUUACUGAAUUCGUAUGUAAACAGGGAAUUAAUGCAAUAGUUCUGUGCGGAUUGCGAUCCAGCUCGUCUUGAUUCUAGGGUUCAUAUAGUUUGGUUCAAGAAUCACUUCAGUCCUGUGAACUUUGAGGAUCUCUACUUGUAUCCUUUUAGCCUCUUCCUUUUGAACCUGGCUCAAAAUGUCAGGUGUAGAAGGAAUAGAGGCAUAUGACGAAACAAGGGAGAGGAGAUCAGAUUAUGAGAACUCUGAGGAUGAACGGAGAAGAUCGAAAAUCGGGAAUCUGAAGAAAAAAGCACUUUAUGCUUCAAACAAGUUUACUCAUUCCCUCAAGAAAAGAGGGAAAAGGAAAAUUGACUGUAGGGUUCCUUCAGUUUCUAUUGAGGAUGUGCGUGAUGCUAGAGAGGAGAGUGCUGUCAAUGUCCUGCGGAAAAUGCUCCUUGACAUGGAUUUGUUGCCUGAUAGACAUGAUGACUAUCAUACUCUGUUAAGAUUUUUGAAAGCAAGAGAUUUUAAUGUGGACAAGACCAUCCAGAUGUGGAAAGAAAUGCUUUAUUGGAGGAAAGAGUAUGGAACAGACACCAUAUUGGAGGACUUUGAAUUCAAUGAAGUGGAAGAAGUAUUGCAAUAUUAUCCCCAGGGAUAUCACGGAGUUGACAGAGAUGGCAGACCUGUUUACAUUGAAAGGCUAGGAAAAGCUCACCCAAGUAAACUAGUGCGUAUCACCACAAUUGAACGAUACUUAAAAUAUCAUGUCCAGGAGUUCGAGAGGGCUCUACAAGAGAAGUUCCCCGCCUGUUCCGUUGCUGCAAAGAGACAGAUCUGUUCAACAACCACUAUCUUGGACGUGCAAGGCCUGGGGGUUAAAAAUUUCACAAAGACUGCUGCUAGUCUAUUGGCAGCCAUGGCAAAAAUUGACAAUAGUUAUUAUCCAGAGACGCUUCAUCGUAUGUAUGUAGUUAAUGCUGGACCUGGCUUCAAGAAGGUGCUUUGGCCUGCUGCACAGAAGUUUUUGGACCCAAAAACUAUUGAGAAAAUACAUGUUUUGGACCCUAAAUCUUUGGGGAAGCUUCUUGAGGUCAUUGACCCAAGUGAAUUGCCCGACUUUUUGGGUGGAUCAUGCACUUGUGCUGCCGAGGGAGGUUGCCUGAGGUCAAAUAAAGGCCCAUGGAAUGAUCCUGAUAUAAUGAAGAUUAUUUAUCAUGAGGAAGCAACAUUUGGGAGGGAGAUCACCAAGAUACCCAGCGACAAGCAGAAAAUUGACUCAUUUAUUCAUAUAUGCCCAAUGAAGGAGUUGCAGGCCGGAAUAUCUGAUACAUGUAUCUACUAUAGCUGCAAUGAUCAUUUUAGUCCAGCUGGUAAAGAUAGUGACCAUGUACAAGUAGAAUGCCAGUCUUCUGACAUUGACAAUGCAACAAAUUUAAAUGGUGAUGCAAGACCAAAUAUGGAAGGCACUCCGUUUAUGUGUUGGUUGGGUGCCAUUAAGGAGAAAGUGGUGAGGAGAAGUUUCCGGUAUAUGGAAAGAACAUUGAUACCUUUCAUGGUCAAGUUUUUUGCAUUUAUCCGAAAUGCGCCGGCUGAAUAUUGGAGGAGAGAUACCAACAUCUAUCCAUCCAAUGCCUUGGAAGAUGAACCAGAACCACAAAACCAUUCACCUGUCAAUGCUGAAGCUGUUAGUGAACAAGACCGGGUCCUUCCAUGUGUACAACGCCUCCAGAGAUUGGAAAGUUUGUUGGAAGAACUGAACAAGAAGCCUACUGAAAUCCCACUGGAGAAGGAGCAGAUGAUUCAACAUUCCUUGGACAGGAUCAAGUCUGUAGAGUUUGACCUUGAGAAGACAAAACGGGCGUUACAUGCUACAGUGAUUAAGCAGCUGGAGAUAGCAGAAUUGCUGGAGAAUAUGCGAGAGUCCAGAUCUCAUCGACGAAGGUUGUUCUGUUAAGUUUUGGCAGCUGAAAUUGGAAAAUGCAAGCAAAGUCGGGGAAUGGUGGAGGUGCAGAACAUGGAAGAAGUGCAUGUGGAAAUCACUUUCCCAUUUCCCGUUAUCCUUCAUUAUACUAUCCUCGGAAGAACCUGCGGCUAUAGCUCUGUAUUCAUAGCUCUGUGGAAGUGUAGAACAGAAAAUGCGUAAUGAAAAAGCUUUACAACUCGAAAUCUUGGACUCCAGUGUCUGUCACUGUUCUCCACUUGACUUACCAUACAGCCUCAUGAAUGUUUGUGUAGAGAAUAUGCUAAUUGAGAUGUAAAUGAAGUUUUGAAAUGAAUUUAGAAAAUAUCCCCC